AUGGCUGUUAUAUACCUUCUAGUUUCUACCUACUUGGAUAGCAAUUUUAUCCAGCAUCCUAAUCAACUAUCUCGUCCUCCCCCAAAAAUGGUUGCCAACAAGUACUCUACAGUCAUCACUAUUGUCCUGUUUCUGUUAAGCCCUUGUGCAACUCCAUUGACCUUUGAUUUCCCCAGUUUUGCCAGUAGUGUCAACAACACUCCAUCUCUGGAGGGAGAUGCUUUUAUCGACGGCAAACUCCUCCGUCUCACCAAAAGCGCUCUAGAAGACUCACAAAACGUGAGCGUUGGUCGAGCCACCUACACACAACCCUUCCUCCUCCGCGAAAGUGCCACCGGAAACCUAGCCGAUUUCAGCACAAGUUUCACAUUCGCCAUCAACUCUCAAAACAGAAACUCUUACGGAGAGGGGCUCGCCUUCUUCCUAGCUCCACAAGGAACUUCACUACGUAACAGCUCAGCAGGAUCUGGUGGUAGUCUCGGCCUCCCUGUCAACAGUACCCUUUCAAAUGAGUACCCCUAUGUGGCGGUGGAGUUUGACAUCUUCCAGAGUGAAAAUACAGCCAUCGGAGAUCCCAGCUACCCAUACGGUCAUGUGGGUAUCGACGUCAGCUCUCUCAAAUCCGUUAUCACCAAGCCUUGGUAUGUAAGUAUGAAGGAAGGACAGCAAAGUAAUAGUGCCAAGAUUACUUAUAGUUCUGGCACAAAAAAUCUAAGCGUGGCCUUCACCACUUAUGAUGAUCUGAGUGGUAUCCAAGUAAUCAGUUAUUUUUCUUACGAACUAGAUCUGAAAAAAUACUUGCCGGAUUGGGUUAUUGUUGGGUUCUCGGCUUCGACGGGGAGGUCUAUUACUCUGCAUAACAUCAUCUCCUGGAAUUUUUCUUCAACUUCGCUUGUUGACUAUGAUUUGUCUCUAGUCCCUGCGCCAGGCCUUACUUCUAAAGUCAAGCCCAGAAAGGACAAUAAACAUCUAGUUCUUGUUAUUGGUGUUGUUGUUGGGGGGUUUAUGCUGGUUGGUGUGUUAGGUUUGGGUUUGUUCAACUCUUGCAAGAGAAAGGCAACAGGAGAAAGUAGUACUGAAAUAGAGGGCCUGAGGAGGUUUUCUUAUGGAGAAAUAGCUUUGGCGACAAGAAAUUUUGCCGAGGGAGAAAAGCUUGGAGAGGGAGUAGAUGGUGUGGUUUACAAAGGCUUCAGAUAUGACUUGAACUCGUAUGUUACAGUUAAGAAGAUGUCCAAGGGAUCUACACAAAGGAAGGAGUAUAAAUCAGACUUGAGAGUCCUGAGUACACUAGAUCAUCGGAAUCUGAUGCGACUAAUUGGUUGGUGCGACGAACAAGGAGAACUAAUACUUGUUUACGACUUCAUGCCGAAGGGUGGCUUAGAUUUCCAUUUGCUCAAAGCAGACAACUUGUUGAUUUGGGAGGUCAGAUAUAAAAUUGCUCAAGAAUUGGCCUCCGCGUUGCUAUAUCUACACCAAGAAUGGGACUUACAACGUCUGCAUGGAAAUAUCCAAUCUAGCAAUAUUAUGUUGGAUUCGAAUUUGAAUGCAAAACUUGGAAAUAUUCUGUUUACUGAACUUGUGCAUGAAGAAAUAACUAUAGUUAAGGUUGGAAGAAUGGGCUACCUAGAUCCGGCACAUUUGAUGAGAGGAAAGACGAGCAAGAUGUUAGAUGUCUACAGUUUUGGUGUUGUUGCUUUGGAGAUAGCAUGCGGGAGAAAACCUAUCGAGCACAAUUUUGUCGAGAAUCAAAUCAAUUUGGUGAAAUGGGUUUGGGAGCUGUACAGAGAAGACAAAAUAAUUGAGGCAGCGGACCCAAAACUGCGUGGAGAUUUUGAUAAGAACCAAAUGGUGUGCUUGAUGGUUGUUGGGUUGUGGUGUGCUCACUCUGACUUUCGUUUCAGGCCUUCAAUAGACGAGGCGAUUCAAGUUCUUAACUUUGCGGCAAUGGUGCCGCCUCUCAUCCUGUCAAAUGACACUACAGGUUCAAGUUCUGAAAGAAGUACAAGUGAGUCUUCCAACAUCUAUGGUGAUAGCGCCAAUUCCUCGUAG
Rosa chinensis is the source of this 2049-nucleotide messenger RNA. RefSeq names its product L-type lectin-domain containing receptor kinase IX.1. Gene Ontology annotation, molecular function: carbohydrate binding; ATP binding; protein kinase activity. The transcript has a single exon. Gene Ontology annotation, biological process: protein phosphorylation. Gene Ontology annotation, cellular component: plasma membrane. NCBI's taxonomy places the organism in Eukaryota, Viridiplantae, Streptophyta, Magnoliopsida, Rosales, Rosaceae. The record is from RefSeq and is a predicted model, not a curated record. Bases 1 to 2049 code for a protein of 682 amino acids.